Molecule: messenger RNA, 4427 nt
Organism: Mercenaria mercenaria
Lineage: Eukaryota; Metazoa; Mollusca; Bivalvia; Venerida; Veneridae
Product: bromodomain-containing protein DDB_G0280777-like
Exons: 14
Coding region: 163-2619 (818 amino acids)
Source: RefSeq, a predicted model, not a curated record
CCAGUUAUACUACAAGAUAUCCGUGGACUUUAUAAUUACGAAAUUAUUGUAUGAAAGGAUAAAUUUCACCAUGUUUAAUUUAUUAUGUCAUAGAGUGUUGGCAAAAAAAAAAUUAGGUUUUGUGUUAGACAGUCUAUUUUUAAAGACAGAAUUAGAGACAGGAUGUUUUCUAAUCAGUUAAUUACUCAAGAACUGUUCAGCAGAGGUCAAAGCUCACAAGAGCAGAGUAACCAAAAUGACUUUUCCCAACUUCAGCAUGCACAGUUUACACAGUUUGAUAUGACACAACCCCAGUCACAAGAUUUCUUUUCUCAGGACCAGUGUUCAGCAGGAUCUAAUUCGCAGUCUCAAGGAAUGAGAGCUCCUGUGUUAGACAAGUACAUGCCCAAGACAUCUUUGUUCAAAAGCAAUAGUCAGAGUAGGAUCUCCACAUUAAGUAGACCAAGUCUAGGAGAGAACCAAGUUUUGAGAAAAAAAAACAACAGACCCAAUAUUCAGACAUGUAACUUCCAGCAACAGCUUUCAAUACAGAAAAUGAAACCUGAAGAGAGGGAUGAAAGGGAUUUGCUGAGCAGUAUUGUCAGUAUGGUCCAGGAAUGUACUGAAAAGAGAGAUGAAAAGAUUUAUGAGUUGCUGCAGCUGAAAAAGUGUAAUGAAGGAGAAUCAUCAAGUUUGCUGAAUUCUUUGAAAACAUUCAUCUUAGAGCAGCAGUCCCAAAGUGAACAGAAAAUACAGAAAGUUCUGGAGAGUGUGCAGGAGCAGCUAAAACUGACUAAUGAACUAGGCAAUAACCAUAGACAUGGUUUUGAAGAGAACAAUAAACAUUUCAUUGAUGUCAAAUACACUACAGCUAGACAAAUUCAGGAUGUUGAGAAAAGACUUCUUGAUGAGCUUGUCACUAUAAGGGAUGACUUUGAUCGCCAAAGGCGAGACCUAGAAACUUUCUUUAGAAACCAGAUUCUAUCUGCUCAGCAGAAACAACUUCACACAAUUGAGCAACAUGUUCAAAAAAGUUUUGCAGAUAUGACAGAGGGUCUUAGUCAAAUAUUGUACAAGGCAGAUGAGAUGCAUGGAAAGCAUUCUGAAUUGAAGGCACUUGGUAAAUCUCAGCAAAGAGAGCUGGAAAAAUAUAUAAAAUGUCAGUCAACAGAGCAGGCUAAACAAAUAAUGAAGCAGAGUCAGGAUCUCUAUAGUAAACAACAAAAAAUAAUCCAUGAAGAAAUUAACCAGACAUUAGAAACUUUCACAAAGGAGCAGAAACAAGUUUUAGAUGAAAACAAGAACUGUCUAAAUGAGUUGAAGAAGUGUGUUUCUGAUAAAGAUACAAGACCGUGGCAGAAUGAAAAUGUCCCAAAAAUGAUUCAAGAUAAAUUAGAUGAACUGCACAAUUACCAUCAGUCGGAAAUAAAAAGACUUGAAACUGAAAUUGAAAACCAACAAAAGAAAAAUGACAUGCCACAGAAAGAAGCAAACUCAAGAAGCAAUGAAGAGGAUGCAGUAAAUAACAUUUUACAAAAUAUUUGUGAUCUGCAGGAAAAUGGAAAUGACAUAAAAGAAAGCAGUACAUAUCGAAGAAGAGACCGUGGGACAAUGUUCAAGAAUGGUCCGGGGUUAUUGUCACCUCGACCUCUACAAGGAACUUCUUGGAAUAGUAGAACAUUAUUUGGUAGGACCAAUCCAUCUCCCAUAGCUACUGUGCUGCCACAGAGAAAACAGGCACAGGACACCACGAUGACUGCAAAAGAUGCUGUUCAAACCAUCAAGGCAUAUGAACAUUCGGAUGAUGGACAUGCCCAGACUAGAUUGCUUGAGAAUAGAUACCGUAAAAAUGAGAACAUACAACCUGCUACAACAGGCAGACAGAAGUCAGUAAGAAUUUCACAUGAUACCUUUGUAGAUUCAUGUUUCAGCAGUGAAACUGCAGAUCAAAUCAGUAAUACAGCUGUGCAUUCUAUUAAUUUAAAGAAACAACAUAAGAAGAAACGCGGUAGGAAGAAAGGUGGAAAGAGAAAAAGGUCAGGGAAUAAUAUUUUUCCCAAACCUGGAAAUAAACCGAUAAAUGAAAAUAAACAGUCAAGUCAAAGAAAUACAGAUAGUUGCCAAAUUGUCAAAAUGGGUUGUAAUAAGAACAGUAUUGAUUAUGAAAGGAAACAAACAGACAGUAGCACAACAUCAUCUGAAGGAAAAGAAAUUUUAGAUACUUUUCAAACAAGCACUGUAUGCAGUGAGGUUGUUAGUCCAAAGAAUAUCUUUGAUUUUCAUGAUGAACUUUCUCCAGGACCAGUCCUGAGGAAACAAAAACAGAACUCUGUAUUAAUUGGCGAGACACUCCAAAUCAGUAAAUCAAAAGGCAGAUGGCUAGCAGCUAGUGAUUCCAUGUCAGGUAACAGCAGUGCAGACUCCUCACCAUCGCUUUCUGUUACAGAUAUAUUUAUCCAAAGGAAAGUUCAAGAUAUUCAGCAAGUAUCUGCAGUGUCGUCUGAUACUGAGUGCACUCCAAAUCUGAAAGAGCUGUCUACAGAUAUAGAUGAGCAAUAUGUCGGCACAAAUUUUAAAAAAGAGUUUCAAGAUGUUUGUGGACUACGUCGCAUUGCCAAAAAGAGAAAAUUGUGUGACUGAGCAAAAAAUUCUGCAGAUCAGAAAAUGGGAAAUGUUGAAAGAAAUACUGCAGUGAAUGGCUCGUACACAUUUUAUUGUACCAUACUAUAUCUGGAGAAAAGGGAGAGUCUGUCAGACUUCAUUUUUGAUCCAUAACUGUCAUCUGGCAAGAGAUUUUUAUUUCACCUGAAUGGAAGGUUCAGGAUGAGCUAUUAGUAUCGAUGGACUGUUUAGCAUCCAUCAUCUUUCAACCAUCAUCCACUUUUUACAUAAACAUCUUCUUUUCUGAAACUACCAGGGCCAGUUGUUCGAAACUUUAACAGGCGAUUAAGCUAACAGUUGAUUAACUUUUAGGGUUACUUUUCGACAUUUUAGAAGACUUAGAAAAACAAAUGUAUGAGAUAAGAAUUAUGAACAUUGAAAAAUCUUUACCAUGAAAUCAAAACAUCAUACUAGUUUAUCCAAUCAAGACCAGUGUUUUGAAUCAUAAUUUAACCAGCGGUUAGUUUAACAGCUGGUUAAAGUUUCGAACAACUGGGUCCUGGGCUCAAAUUAUGCACUCGCUAAAUGCGAAUAGAUUUCAAGGAAUGCGAGUAGAUAAAAAUGUCACACAAAUAUUUUUUGCACAUACAAAUAAUAGUCGACAAUGCCGCGUUUUUUUAGCUCACCUGUCACAAAGUGACAAGGUGAGCUUUUGUGAUUGCGCGGUGUUCGUCGUCCGUCCGUGCGUGUGUCCGUCCGUCCGUAAACUUUUGCUUGUGACCACUCUAGAGGUCACAUUUUUCAUGGGAUCUUUAUGAAAGUUGGUCAGAAUGUUUAUCUUGAUGAUAUCUAGGUCAAGUUCGAAAUUGGGUCACAUGCCAUCAAAAACUAGGUCAGUAGGUCUAAAAAUAGAAAAACCUUGUGACCUCUCUAGAGGCCAUAUAUUUCACAAGAUCUUCAUGAAAAUUGGUCAGAACGUUUACCUUGAUGAUAUCUAGGUCAAAUUCGAAACUGGGUCACGUGCCUUCAAAAACUAGGUCAGUAGGUCAAAUAAUAGAAAAACCUUGUGACCUCUCUAGAGGCCAUAUUUUUCAUGGGGUCUGUAUGAAAGUUGGUCAGAAUGUUCAUCUUGAUGAUAUCUAGGUCAAAUUCGAAACUGGGUCACGUGCGGUCAAAAACUAGGUCAGUAGGUCUAAAAAUAGAAAAACCUUGUGACCUCUCUAGAGGCCAUAUAUUUCAUGAGAUCUUCAUGAAAAUUGGUCAGAAUGUUCAGCUUGAUGAUAUCUAGGUCAAGUUUGAAACUGGGUCACGUGCCAUCAAAAACUAGGUUAGUAGGUCAAAUAAUAGAAAAACCUUGUGACCUCUCUAGAGACCAUAUUUUUCAUGGGAUCUGUAUGAAAGUUGGUCUGCAUGUUCACCUUGAUGAUAUCUAGGUCAAGUUCGAAAGUGGGUAACAUGCCUUCAAAAACUAGGUCAGUAGGUCAAAUAAUAGAAAAACCUUGUGACCUCUCUAAAGGCCAUAUUUUUCAUGUGAUCUGUAUGAAAAUUGGUCAGAAUGUUCAUCUUGAUGAUAUCUAGGUCAUGUUCAAAACUGGGUCAACUGCAGUCAAAAACUAGGUCAGUAGGUCUAAAAAUAGAAAAACCUUGUGACCUCUCUAGAGGCCAUACUUGUGAAUGGAUCUUCAUGAAAAUUGGUCAGAAUGUUCACCUUGAUGAUAUCUAGGUUAAGUUUGAAACUGGGUCAUGUGCCUUAAAAAACUAGGUCAGUAGGUCAAAUAAUAAAAAAAACCUUGUGACCUCUCUAGAGGCCAUACUUUUCAUGGGAUCUGUAUGAAAGUUGGUCUGAA